Trifolium pratense (red clover) is the source of this 16951-nucleotide messenger RNA. Its product is annotated as midasin-like. Gene Ontology annotation, molecular function: ATP hydrolysis activity; ATP binding. NCBI's taxonomy places the organism in Eukaryota, Viridiplantae, Streptophyta, Magnoliopsida, Fabales, Fabaceae. The record is from RefSeq and is a predicted model, not a curated record. Gene Ontology annotation, cellular component: nucleus; preribosome, large subunit precursor. Gene Ontology annotation, biological process: rRNA processing; ribosomal large subunit assembly. The transcript is spliced from 77 exons. Bases 338 to 16687 code for a protein of 5449 amino acids.
CUCCAAGGAACGUAUAUACAAGAGCUUAAACCCGCUCUCAAAAAACAAAAGACUAGAGCUUAAACCCUAAACCCUUCACCGCGCCAUUCAGAAACCCUGCACGGCACAAACACCGCACAGCUUUCUCCGACGGAGCUUUUCAAUAUCAACAAACUCUCGGAUUCUUCAAUUUCAAUCAUCUUACGCAAAGGCUAACUCUUAAUUUCAUCUUAGUUUUCAUACUUGUUGUUGAAACGAAAGGAAGUUAUAUUUAUUUUAAUUUCGGUUUUUGUUUUUAUAUAUAUAUUCAUUUCUCUGUUAACAGUUCAUUUUGUUAGAGAAUUGUUUUAAGGUUGAAAUGUCGAUCGACGGAAGUUUCAGCGUUCAUUUGUCACUUCGGAGAUUGCUUUAUCGUUGUCCAAAGCUUCAAUCCUUUCCUCAGAUUGCUUCUUUAGCACAGAAGGGGAACUUGGUUACGGAAGAGGAAGUGGUUAAUGUGUUAGUGGGGGUUUUUCUGAAUCCAAGUUAUACAAUUCCAUUGAUGGGAUGUUUCCGGGCAAUUGCCAGAAAUUUUGUAGAUAAAGCUGUUGCUUUGCUUCGUUUUGUACCAAAUUUGAGGUCCAAUACCGUGGAUGAUGCUAUGGAAGUUGACUCUGACAUUGUCUUAGAUGAUGUUGCCAAUUUUGUAGAGUACUAUGUUGAACAGGGAAGGGGUCUUGAUCUUCAUGAGCACGUUUGUCUAGCAUUCUGUCGUGCUAUUGAGAUGAGUUGUUUUUCACUAAGUUCUGUGUUAAGCUAUUUCAAAUUCGCACCUGCUCCGUUUGAAAGAUUUUCAGGGAAUGAAGUUAUGGUUGAGCCCCAUGUAUUGCGUGUUGCUCGCAUAUCAUACCGCUUUCUUCUUUUGAAACCUGAAAUUUUCUCAAAGCUUUGGGACUGGUCUUGUUUUCUGGAACUCCAGCCAUGCAAAUCAGACCUGAUAUGGUGCAGGGGUCAGAUAUUAAGAGUUGUGCUUAAAUCAGGAUCAAGAUCCAAUGAAAGCUUGAAUAUUGAAGCGCAGGAAGUAUCUGCGUGUUUGUUGCGUUGGGAAGAGUUUUGUGGGGACACAUUAUUAGAGAAAGCCAGUUGGUUUGUUGAACCAACAGCAGACUAUGUGUCUGAAUCUCCUAGUAGAAGCAUGGAUUUCGAUCAAGAGAUCUGUUUAAAUUCCUUAAGAUUUAAUUAUCAUCCUGUUGGUUCUCCAAAAGGUAACGGGUUGCAGCCACCUUUUAGCACCAAACGGCUUACCACAAGGGAUGAUAUAUCAGCAAGUUAUACAUUCAUAUUGACAUCAGCAGUGAAGAAAAGUUAUGAAAGAGUUCUAUUGGCAGCGAGUCAGAAGUGGCCCGUUCUUUUAUGUGGUCCCUCUGGUUCUGGAAAAUCGGCUCUUAUUGCUAAGCUGGCUGAGGAUAGUGGUAACCAAGUUAUAUCUAUCCAGAUGGAUGAUCAGAUUGAUGGCAGAACAUUGGAAGGGGGAUAUGUCUGUACAGAUAGGCCUGGGGAGUUUAGGUGGCAGCCUGGGUCACUUACUCAGGCUGUGCAGAAUGGAUUUUGGAUUGUUUUUGAGGAUAUAAACAAAGCACCAUCUGAUGUACACUCCAUUUUGUUGCCUUUAUUGGAAGGAGCUGAUUCAUUUAAGACAGGACAUGGGGAGGUCAUAAAGGUGGCAGAGAGUUUUAGAAUGUUUUCAACUAUUGCUGUUUCCGAGUUUGACUCUUUUGAGAGUGCAGGUCAAGAUGCACUUAGUGUCCUUUGGAGAAGAAUAAUAAUUCAACCACCGGAAAUUAAAGAUUUGCAAGAGAUAGUCAAAGCGAGGUAUCCUGAUUUGGGGCUUCAUGCAGGCAAACUCAUAGAAACCUUUGAAAGGGUCAAUUCUAUUUCCAUGUUUCAAAUAGUGGGUUUCCAUGCUGAAUGCUCUUCUGUCUAUUGUCUCGGCAGGUUCUCAUUAAGAGAUCUCUUGAAAUGGUGUAAAAGAAUUACCGGUUUAGGGUUUUGCUUUGAUGGUAGCUUGUCAGAAGAGCAGUGUAAUUAUAUAUAUACAGAGGCAGUUGACGUAUUUGCGGCAUCUCCAGCUUCAUUUGAUAACCGAUUAUCAAUAAUGAAAGAGAUAGGAAAUAUUUGGAAAACACGAGGGUCUGCUGCUGAGACCUUAUAUCCCCUCGACAAACCAAUAUAUCAGGAUUCUGUCACAGGUUUAAAAAUAGGUCGAGUUUUCCUCCCGUAUAAAAAAGAACCUUUACAUGAUCGUGUAAUACCAUUUGUUGCAAUCCGUAGUUCUUUGUUUGUAUUAGAGCGUAUUGCUUGCUCUGUCAAGCAUAAUGAACCUGUACUCUUGGUUGGAGAAACUGGUACUGGAAAAACUACCCUUGUUCAAAAUUUGGCUUUAAGGCUUGGUCAGAAGCUUACUGUUUUGAACAUGAGUCAGCAAAGUGAUGUUGCGGACUUACUUGGAGGAUUCAAGCCUGUGGAUGAACAGUUUGUGUAUUCGAAUCUUUGUCAAGAAUUUAUGGCUUUAUUUGCUAGGACAUUUUCUAAAAAGAAAAAUAAAACAAUUCGUGGAUAUCUAGAGAAGUUUUUAUGUAACAAGAAUUGGGAAAAGCUACUUAGAGGAAUUCAACAAGGAGUUGAGAAGGCACAACAGCAUCUAAGUAUUGAGCUUACAAGUAUUGAGCAGAUAAAUAUUGAACCAUACAAAAAGCGUAAAAGGCCAUUAGGAGAGGAAAUUUUCCAAGCUUGGGAGAGAUUUUCUAUAAAACUUGACAGUGUCUGUAAAAGUAAUCCAUCUUCUGGGAUGCUGUUUUCAUUUGUAGAAGGAAGUUUUGUUACUGCUCUUAGAAAGGGUGAGUGGAUUUUACUUGAUGAGGUGAAUUUGGCUCCUCCAGAAACCUUGCAAAGAAUAAUUGGUGUUCUAGAAGGGGAAAAUGGGGCACUGUGUUUAGCUGAAAGAGGUGAUAUUGAUUAUAUACACCGUCAUCCAAACUUUCGUAUAUUUUCUUGUAUGAAUCCAGCAACUGAUGCAGGGAAACGAGAUUUGCCCUUUUCAUUGAAGAGUAGAUUUACUGAAUAUUUUGUUGAUGAUGUUCUGGACGAAAAUGAUUUGAGUCUGUUUAUUAGUCAGUUCAUUAAUAGUGGCCAUAUAAAGCUGGUGAAUAAAAUUGUGCAAUUCUAUAAAGAAUCGAAAAAGGAAUCUGAAGAGAGGUUGCAGGAUGGUGCUAAUCAGAAACCGCAAUACAGUUUAAGGUCCCUUUAUCGCGCCCUAGAGUAUACAAGGAAAGCGGAGAGACAGUUUGGAUUUCAGAAGGCUUUAUAUGACGGUUUUAGUCUGUUUUUUCUCACAUUGUUGGAUGAAUCUAGUGCUGACUUGAUGAGGCAAAAGAUAUUGUCUCUUUUAUUGGGGGGGAAUAUGCCUUUACACGUUCCUUUUGACAAAUAUUUAAGUACCUUCAAAUCCGACAGAGAUUCUGAGAAAUAUGUUAAAACGGAAAGUGUCAAGGAGCAUCUUGGUAAUUUGGCUCGAGCUGUUCUAAUUAAGAGAUACCCUGUUCUCUUACAGGGACCAACGUCUAGUGGGAAAACUAGCCUUGUUCAGUAUCUUGCUUCUGUAACUGGGCAUGAGUUUGUAAGAAUCAAUAAUCAUGAACACACCGAUUUGCAAGAGUAUCUAGGUUCUUAUAUAACUGAUGCUAGUGGAAAGCUUGUUUUCAAUGAAGGUGUUUUGGUAAAAGCUGUAAGAAACGGUUCCUGGAUUGUACUGGAUGAGCUUAACUUGGCUCCCUCUGAUGUGCUGGAAGCAUUGAACCGAUUACUUGAUGAUAACAGAGAGCUUUUCGUUCCUGAACUGCAAGAAACAAUUAAAGCACAUCCAAAUUUCAUGCUUUUUGGAACUCAAAAUCCACCUACACAUUAUGGCGGGAGAAAAAUGUUGUCACGGGCAUUUCGUAACCGUUUCAUAGAGAUUCAAGUUGGUGAGAUUCCCGACAACGAGCUGAGCAAAAUAUUGGGGGAGAGAUGUCAAAUUCCUUUAAGUUAUGCCUCAAAAAUGGUUGAAGUAAUGAAGGAGCUUCGGAUGCACAGACAGAGUAGCAGAGUCUUUGCUGGGAAACAUGGAUUUAUAACUCCUCGAGACUUGUUUCGUUGGGCUGAACGUUACAAGGAAUUUGCUCCACCUGAAUUUGCUCCACGUCAAGAAUCCUCGGGUAAAGAGUGCUUGGCUAAAGAUGGUUAUUAUCUUUUGGCAGAACGACUACGGGAUGAGGAUGAGAAAUCUGUUGUUCAAGAAGUUCUGGAAAAACAUUUCCGGGUUAAAUUAAACAUACAAAAUUUAUAUGGUCAGAUAUUGUCUGGAGAGAGCCCUUCUUCCAAUUCAAUUGUUGGCUUAGGAAGUUCAAAGAGUCUUGAACGUGUAUUCAUGACCAAAAGUAUGGAGAAGCUAUACUUCCUUGUGGAACGCUGCUUUACACGACGUGAGCCUGUGCUACUUGUAGGGGAAACAGGUGGAGGGAAGACCACUGUUUGUCAGUUACUAAAUGCUCGUUUGCAGUCAAAGUUACAUAUCUUAAAUUGUCAUCAGUAUACAGAAACAUCUGAUUUUAUAGGGGGUUUUCGUCCUAUUCGAGACAAAUUUAGACUGAAUUCUAACUACGAAGAGAUGAUUGAACAGUUGAAGAAACUGAAGGCUUUUACAUGCUAUCCUCAAGACCACUUUAUUUCUUCUUGCAUAGAUCAAGCUUCUGCAACUAUUGAUCUACUGAAUUGUAUGAUAAGGGAAUAUAAAGAGGGUCGAGUUUGUGGUGUUAAUGUCAGCAAAGAAGACCUUUAUGCUUUUGAGCAAUUAAAGUUGAACCUCGGUGUAUUGCAUCAAAAGUGGCAGAGCAUAUUUGUGUGGGAAGAUGGUCCCCUUGUAAAAGCAAUGAAAGAUGGCAAUCUCUUUCUUGUGGAUGAGAUAUCCUUGGCGGAUGAUAGUGUACUUGAGAGAUUGAAUAGUGUGUUGGAGCCCGAAAGGACGCUAUCUUUGGCUGAGAAAGGAGGGUCUGAACUAGAGAAAGUUGUGGCACAUCCAAAUUUUUUUGUUCUUGCAACAAUGAACCCUGGUGGUGAUUAUGGUAAGAAAGAGCUGUCUCCAGCACUACGCAAUCGCUUCACAGAGAUAUGGGUUCCCCCUGUUAUUGAUUUAGAUGAGCUUCAAGGAAUUGCUAUGGAAAGAAUUUCCAAGUUUAAAGGCCCCACAUAUCAAGAAAGACUAUUACUCAUUGUUAAUGCUAUGAUUAGUUUUUGGGAGUGGUUCAACAAAUUACAUCCAGGGAGAAUGCUUACUGUCAGAGAUCUCAUUUCAUGGGUUGCUUUUUUCGAUAUAACGGGAGAAAGUUUAGGACCUGAACAUGCACUUCUUCAUGGAGCAUUUCUUGUUUUGCUUGACGGGUUAAGUCUAGGGACAGGAAUUUCAAAAACAGAUGCUGGAGAGCUUAGGGAGAGGUGUUUAUCCUUUCUUCUACAAAAGCUGAGGGUUGAUGAAAGUAAUUUACUAUAUUCAAAGCUUUCAAGAAUGGGAAACUAUGGUUGGGGUGAAUAUGGUGCCAACAUGGAUGUGUCACACAGUGAUGAGAAGAAACAUGAUGAUUUAUUUGGCAUCGAUCCGUUUUAUAUCAAGAAAGGUUUCAGCAGUUGUGAGGAGGGUGGGUUCGAAUUCAAAGCGCCAACCACCCGCAAAAAUGCCUUGAGAGUUUUGCGGGCUAUGCAGCUUCCAAAGCCUGUUUUACUUGAAGGUAGUCCAGGUGUGGGGAAAACGAGUUUAAUCACUGCCUUGGGAAAAUAUUCUGGGCAUAGAGUUGUACGGAUAAACUUAUCUGAGCAGACUGAUAUGAUGGAUCUGUUGGGGUCUGAUUUACCCGUGGAAAGUGAUGAAGGAAUGAAGUUUUCUUGGUCUGAUGGGAUACUACUGCAGGCCUUGAAGGAAGGCUGUUGGGUUUUGCUGGAUGAGCUUAAUCUUGCCCCACAAUCUGUUUUAGAGGGUUUGAAUGCUAUUCUGGACCAUCGAGCUGAAGUGUUUAUACCGGAGCUGGGUAAUACUUAUAAGUGUCCUCCAUCAUUUAGAAUUUUUGCGUGUCAGAAUCCAUCACAUCAAGGUGGUGGCCGGAAAGGCCUUCCAAGAUCCUUCCUAAAUCGAUUUACCAAGGUAUAUGUGGAUGAGCUACUGGAGGACGAUUAUCUGUCCAUUUGCAAAUCAAAAUUUCCAAAUAUCCCGGAGCCUAUACUUUCAAUGUUAAUCUUAUUUAAUAAAAGGAUGCAUGAAGAAACUAUGCUGAAUCAAAAUUUUGCAAAGGAUGGCUUCCCAUGGGAAUUUAAUCUUCGUGAUGUGUUUCGAUCUUGUGAGAUAAUUGAAGGUGCACCGCAGCCUUUGGAAGCACAUUCCUUCUUGAACAUUGUCUACAUUCAAAGAAUGCGUACGGCAGCUGAUCGGAAGGAAGUCAUACAGGUCUUCAAGGACGUAUUUAAGGUGAUACCGUAUAUAAAUCCGUAUCCUCGUGUUCAGCUCAAUUCAGAUAAUUUAAUUGUGGGCAAUGUUGCAAUUAAGAGGAAUGUCACCCAAUUUUAUACUGCCUCAAGCAGUCAGCUCCUGAUACAACCUAAAAUCUGUCAAAGUUUGGAAGCUGCAGCUCUUUGUGUAGAGCAUCAAUGGUUAUGUAUCUUGGUUGGCCCAUCAUGCUCAGGAAAAACUAAAUUGUUACGAUUACUAGCUGCCCUAACAGGCAAUGUACUGAAUGAAGUAAAUCUUUCAUCUGCAACUGAUAUUUCUGAAUUACUGGGAUCUUUUGAACAAUAUGAUGCCUUGCGUAACUUUCGUACAGUUGUUGCUCAAGUUGAGGGCUAUGUUAACGAGUACUGUAGUUUGCAACUGGAGGUUUUGAAUGGAGCAGCGUUUAAGGAAACAGAUUUAUAUAGAAGAUGGACUGAUUUUUCGUCUAAAUUUGACAUCUUAGCUUCUGCUUCAAAUUAUCUUGAAAACUGGAGGAAUAUAAUUUGUUCUCUUAGUUUGUUAGACGAGAUCAUUGAAAAACUGAAGUUGUUUAUAGAAAAUAAUUCUCUCUUCUUAUCUUAUUCAAUUCGGGAUCUUGAUUUUGUCAAGCAUACCAUUUUAAAACUGAAAGCAAAUGAUCAGAAAAACUUGGUUUCCACAAAAUUUGAAUGGGUUACAGGAUUAUUGAUCAAGGCAAUAGAGCGAGGGGAAUGGAUUGUACUGGAGAAUGCAAAUCUUUGUAAUCCCACGGUUCUUGAUAGGAUUAACUCUUUGGUUGAACCUAGUGGAUCAAUCACUGUCAAUGAGCGUGGAAUUGUUGAUGGAAACCCCUUGGUUAUCCACCCACACCAAAAUUUCCGCAUGUUUCUCACAGUUAAUCCCCGCUACGGUGAAGUUUCUCGAGCUAUGCGUAACAGAGGAGUUGAGAUAUUUAUGAUGGAGCCAUACUGGGCUUUGGAUGAUAUAAGUGGAAGCCUUGAGAUUUUCGAGUCCAAAGAUGUGAAGAGAUUUCUCAGUUUAGCGGGUAUCCCAUUUGCUCAAUUGAUUGAUUCCAUGGCCAGAGCCCACAUGUAUGCUAAAAGUGAAGGUUCAAAGCUUAAUGUUCACAUUACAUAUCUUGAACUUUCACAUUGGGUCCAUCUUUUUUGGCAACUUCUCAUGAACGGGUGUCGUCCCAUCUGGAGUCUACAAUUGAGUUGGGAGCAUACAUACCUCUCAUCAUUCUAUGUUGAAGGGGAACAAAUUAUCAAUUUUGCCAAAACACAAUUUUUAUCAGGAACUGGUUUGUCUAGAUAUGAUCCUUUGGCAGACUGUCCCUUGGGCUUGUCAGGAGGAUGGCCAGUGACAUUAAGUUUAAGAGAUUAUAUAUAUUACUCAAAAGAAGCUUCAAUCAAACAGAAUUGCAUGUAUCUGGAGUUCCUGGGAACUCAAUUUGCGUCACAACAAUAUCAAAUUGCUCAGAGAAGGUACUCAAGAGAUGGCUUGCAAACUACUGCUGAUCAUGGGAGGCCAUAUUUAAUGGAUAUGAGGAUGUUGCAUGAUAUUAUGUUUCCCAAGACUUCAAUUGGGAUAAUCACACACUCUGAAAGUGAAUUUGAGUUCGACUCAGAAUUGGCAAACAAAAUGCUCUUAUUUGCGGCCAAUUGGACAAUUGAACAGGCAACAGAAAGUGAUUUUAAGUUAUAUCUUCUCAGGUUUGAUUGGUUUAGUUCUCAGCUGCAGCCUUUCUGCCAGUUCUUUGGUUACUUCCACAAUCUCAUAGGACAGAUGAUUGAACAUCCUAUUUGGCAAUAUAUUUCAGACCGCAGGAAACUAGAUGUUGAUAUGCAGUUGAUGCCAUUGUUAUCUCUUGAUUUAGUUGAUUUGGCAGCACCAAAUAGUGAAAUUAAAUAUCUCUGUAAUGCCAUUCGUUGCUUCGAUCAGCUAAGGUUAACUAACCAGCAAUGGAUUACUGAGAUGCAGUAUAGUUUUACAGAUGCAAUGAGUUGCUUUGGUCCAGUUUUAAAGUCUCUCCGUGCGUUGGAAAAAGAAUUCCUUAGUAAACUUGUGGAGUCAACUCCUAAGCUAAUUGAAGAUAAAUCUUUUGAUGAUAUAAUACAGUUAUACUCUGACCUUAUUGAGGAUCAUGUUUUAUUCUGGCGUUACUUCAGUUCUUCAAUGUUUGACCAGAUGGUGAUUUCUUGGCAUUCUUUGCUGAAAGAUGCUGCGAAGUUUAUGACUAUCUGUCCUAAAGCUGUAAACCAUUUUUUGGUGGAAAGCGAAAAAUUGAAAAAAAUUUCAUCAGAAAAAUCCUUGCUGUGGAUUCAUGGUGGUCACCCAUUUUUGCCCACCUCGUCUGAUUUACAUGAUAAAAAUCAGCAGCUUCUAAAAUUGUAUGAAGCACUUUGGCCUAGGAAGAGAGCAAACAAUAGUAAUCAAGGAAUGUUGACCAGCCAUCAUGUCGAUGCUGUCGUAGCAUUUGAUCAUGAUCUUCGCUACCUUGUAUUGCAAGAUAUCUCCAACUCCUCGUUUAUGAUAGCAAAACGGAGUCAUGAAGAUGAUGGUGCUCAUAUUAUUGAGAAGUUAGACGAGGCAUAUCAGGUAAUGUUAGGAAGGUUAGAACAUGAACAGCACAAGUUGCAAACGAACACUGGAUAUAAAGAUCUUUCAGCUUAUGCUGAUAGUCUAGCUUCUUGUUGUUUGUCAACACCGGAAUUGUUGUGCCAAAACUCUGUAUCUGAGGGAUGGCAGGAUACAUUUCCUCCAGCAGACGCUACCAGUCUAUUCAGGGACAUGGAGUUACUAAAGGAGCUCUCAUCUGUGCCUUUGGACGAACUUGAAGGCUUACACCAAGUUGUGGGACGUCUUUCCUACCUUUUGGACUCUGCUUUAAAAUUUUCUCUGAGUUUCUCAUCAAGACCCCCACAAAUGUUUUCACCACAUCAAAAGAUCUCGUGGACCUUGAAUGCAUGGACUUCAAUGGAUGCAGUGAAUAUUAAAAUUGCAAGCUUUAUUCUGGAGAUGUGGUUUAACUGGCAUGAAUCCUUGUGGGCAUGUUUUCCUGAUUUUGUGAAGAAUUUCUCAAAGAUCGAAGGUUUUGAUAAUAUCAGUAUUGCACUACCCCACAUGCUCAUUCAGCCUGUGUGUGCUUCAACUGUUUUACAGAUCACGGAAAGCUCACAUGCUAUCAAGGAGUUUUGGGUGCAAUGUCUGAAGUGUAGAGUUUCCUUGUCCAAUUUGUGGAAUUCCUCUCACCCUGGGGCAUAUUUGCCUAAAUUUCUUUUGUCUGCUGCUCGUUCCCUUUUUCAGCAAAUUAUUUAUGCGCACAGAAAAUCGUUUGAUGCAGAUCAAUUUGCUGGAAUUAAAUAUAACUUUUCUUCUUUCGAGAGAAAUACGACUACAGAAGAAAGCAUCCAUUUGGUGAGCACCCUUGUUGCUUCAUCACGACACCGAAGAUUGAAAAACUCCGUUAAUAAGUUCAUUGUUCCUCUGCUUAGGGAGCUGUAUCUUCACUCCACUACUGCUGAUUUCAAUUUCAAUUAUACGAUUGGUUGUGCAUGGGCACACAUUGGAGCUUUACGCAUUCAUCUCUUGCUUAGCUAUAAUGAGGUUGAUCCUGCCAUGAAGUACUAUUGCAAGUACACUCAGCUUGAAGAAACAAUAUCAUCACUUGAACUUGAAAUUCAGGUGCGGAAAGAGUGUGGGUAUUUAGCAGGACAGUUUUUGACAGUAGAAGCUGAUAAAAGAAAAGCUGAACGACUAGAAAAGCUUCAAGCAGAGCGUAAAAAGCUGCAAAGAAAGAUCGUGUUUCGCUCUGAAUCCUGGAAAUACAAGAAGUUAAUGAAUGAAUGCGAUGAGUUUCUCAAACAUGUUGCUGGUUUGGAAGUUCUGGUCGGUAAUGUUGAAGCAGAGGAUCUACAACAGGUUAUCGACCGCACUCACAGUUGGCAGGAAACAGCAAUGUGUUUCAUUAAUCGAUUGACGGAUGAGUACACAGCAUAUAAUGACAUUAUUCAACCCAUUCAAGUCGCUGUGUAUGAGAUGAAAUUUGGGUUAUCACUGGUUCUGUCAAGCACCUUGGAGAAAGAAUAUUUGAGAAAAGUUGGGCAUGAAAACAUCAACUCGAUUAUGGAAAUGAUAUAUGUACUUAUGCGCUUCCCCCGAGCUGCUUCAUGCAAGUUCAUUUCCAUUGAGUAUGUUGGAUUAGACUGGCAUCCGUCAUACAAGCUAGAUUUUGGGGAAGACUUUAAUUUGAAUAUGGGUUUGAUGGAAAGGCUUUAUAAUCUUUCAAGUGGCGUUUCUACUGAUAAGAAGGUAUCUGUGAUGCGAUAUAGAGCUGCCAUCUAUUGGAACAUUCUCGUUCAAAUUGCAUAUUCUAUAUCAAAUGCAAAAAUAAUCGACCGUGCAUCUUAUAUGCAUUUGCAAAAGAUAUUUUACGAGUUUGCCAGCCUUUGGAUGAGUAUGAAAGGUUAUGCAAAAUCAAAAAGCGAAUAUGAUGCUCAACAGUUCAAGUUUAAGUCUCGAGCAUUCCAAAUUGAGAGUGUUAUUGAGGUUGAAAUACCAGCUCUUGCAAAUUCAAGUGCAACUGAAGCAUUUUCUGAAUGGAAAGAAUUUUCUUAUGAAGAAAAAUCCGCAGACAAAAUGGAAUCAUCAGAGGAAUAUGAAAUAUCGGAUGAAGAAUGGAAGUACCUGGAAGAGUCUUUCCUGGACAAUGUGGUUCUCAUUCACACUCAGUUAUUUGGAUCUGGUGAUCUAGUCCAAGAUCCCGGAAUCUUCAAAAUUUCUGAUGAAGAUCGGUUGCAUUCCUUCAGCGAGUCAUAUAAAUUGGGUAUCAAUUUAAUCAAAGGUGUCCACUCUCCAAAUUUGGCCAGUUUAGAUGCUAAACUGAUUCCAGAACAUUUAUUUUAUCUCUGUAUUGACUAUAGAAGAAAGUUUCUUUCGUCAUCCAAAUCAGCUAAUAGAUUCAAUUUUUACAAGGAUUCAAAUGCUCAUGAGAUUGAACAAAUGCUGAAAGUACUUGCACCACUAAGACAGCAGGUUUUCUCUCUUCUAAAUGAGUGGGAAGAACAGAAUGAUCUUCAGAAAUUUCUGGAUGUCAUUGACAUGCUCCUGACUCUUCCAUCUGAUAUCCCUCUAGCGAAGGUUUUUUCAGGGUUGCAGUUUUUACUUCACAAGGCUCAAGUUAUGCAAGAAAAUAAUUCAAAGUUCUCCUUCUCAAAUCAGUUGAAAAAUGUUUUUGAUCUGAUGUCAUCAUGGCAUAAGAUGGAACUGGGUUCUUGGCCCACACUGCUUGAUGAGGUGAUGGAUCAAUAUGAGAACAAUGCUAAAAAAUUAUGGUUUCCUCUAUACUCGCUUCUUCUACCCAGUACUUCUGAUAUUCCAUCCAGUACUUCUGAUCAAGCAAUUGUCCAAAGCCUGGAGGACUACAUUCAGACCUCCAGUAUUGGGGAAUUCGGGAAACGUCUUCAGCUUCUUUAUGCUUUCCUUGGUCAAAACCAUAUCAGUGCAUGCCUGAAAAAUAAUUCCAGUCGUCCUUGUUGGAUGGAACAGUCAACAUUCUUGUUCUUGUACAAUAUUUUUGGAUAUUACGUGCAGUUCUUACCAAUUGUAUCGAAGUACAUUGAUGCAAGUAGGAAAGAAAUAUUAAUUGAACUGAAAGAAUUGGUGAAACUAUGUCGAUGGGAGCAUGAUAAGAGUUAUUCAUCAAUUGAAAACUUGAAAAAGAGUCGGCAGAAGCUGAAAAAACUUAUACAGAAGUAUACCGAUAUUCUGCAAGAAUCUUUUCAAAAUGUUCUACAUAGAGGUUCAAUCAGUAACGCUUCUGAUUUGCCAUUGUUCAGUGAUGAAAACAGGUCAAUGUGGUUUGAAAACUGCAGCAUGGCACUAGACAAUGCUUUUCAGAAUUUGCAUCUUAAGAAAACAUCAGCAUGUGAUGUUUUGAUUUUACAGCAGAAAAAUGUUGAAGAAAUUGGAAGCAUAUUGAGAUCUUGUGAUUCCCAGCAUACACUUUACCUGGAAGGAUGGAAAGAUGCAUGGCAUACUGUUGAAAAUAUUUAUAUUAAAGCAGUGGAUUCCGGUAACGUUUGGAAGGAUGAUAAGCAUGGUCAAAGGAAGAGAAGAACUUUGUCUGAUCUUCUCGACCUUUUAAGAAGUAGUGGGUUGCCUCCCAACAAGUCAACUGAUAAGGACCAGCGUAAAGAUUGGUGGUUCCUUGAGCUCUCUGGGAACGUGCAAUGUCUACUUCUAGAAAAUAGUAGAUUCGCUAGUCCAUCAUCCUUGGAAAUUGAUGCUAAAGUCGAAGAUACUGAUGUCCUUGAAGAAAGCUCACUUAGGGAGUGGAAGACAGCUAUUGAGCAUUACUUUAAGAGUGUUACGUCUGUGCUUCUUCUGCAGGAGACAUGCCAAAAUCCUCAUAAAGAUAUAACUCUUGAACAGGUUAAUAGGUCCAGUUCUUUCGUUAGUCAGCUUGUUCAGAUACAAAAGAAGCAACUAGCGGAUGCCAGUGCAUUUGGCGAGAAAUUGAAAUGCUUUAGAGAAUGUGCAUCUACUGUGGGAAAGUUGUUUUCAUUUUCCUCUCCCACUAAUAACAAUACAAGUUAUAUGUGCUCUAUUGUUCCGAAUCAGCUUGCUACUUACAAAUGCAUGUGGCAACAGAAGCAAUUAUUUGAUAGUCUGUGUGCUAUAUCAAAUGGAGAAUUACUCUUACUAAGGACAAUAGUAAAUAGCCAUUUAAACACUUGUCAAAGAACAAGACCUUCAGUGAGUGAGAUGACUGCUUCCAUUGAAGAAUUCUUACCAGUGUUCUGUAAAUCAAAGGAAUCCUUGGAUUCUUACCUAAUUGGGGGGUCGAAAGCUGUCACUGCAGUGGCUUCUUCAUGUCUUUUUGUUGUUACUCAAGAAAUGGAGAAACUGGUAUAUGAAAAUUUCAAGGUGAUAAAGGAUUUUAAGAAUGAUUUUCUUGUACCACAAGAGCAGGGUAUAGAUAGCAGCUCAGUUAAAAAUGUUCUGAUUCAUCAUUUUCAAGAAAUAAUUGACAAGGCAAAAAUAAUUGAGGAAGAAUUUACCACUGCAAUAAAGGCAAAUUCUAGUCCUGUAGAUUCAUCUGAGAAGGACCGUUUUUGCGAAAGACAGUGUGCGGAGCUUAAUACUAAGUUUGAUAAAGCCCUCGAGUCCACAUAUCAACACAUUGCAUCGGUGUUGCAGAAUUUAUGUUCCGCAUGCAUUAUCCCUAGUGUUGAAGACUCCACGAAAAAAAUUGGUUCAGGGAAAGUCCUAUUUGACGGUUCAUGGAAAGUGCUAUUUGACUCAUUUGAAUCGUUUACCUCAAAUCUUGACAUCAACAAGCUAUGUGAUGAUCUUUUAAAAACAAUCACUUUUGGGGAGGAACUGGUGAAUUGUUGUGACAAUAAAAUUUGCAGUCAUUCUUGCAAAGUAGGAGUCCAUUUUCAAAAUCUUCAUAUGCUCGUGGAUCUAUUACUGAAAUUCAGUGACGAGCUCUUGAAAAAUUUCUUAGCUAUGCACAGAUCAGUAGCAGUAACAACUCAUGUGAUUGCAAAUGUUCUAGUUUCUUUAUUUUCAAAAGGUUUUGGAACAUCAGCAGAAAACAACGAGGAAGAUGGAACCCUCAAUACAUCUGAAGAUGCAAGUGGGACUGGCAUGGGGGAAGGUGUUGGAUUAAAUGAUGUCAGUGAUCAGAUCACUGAUGAAGAUCAGCUGCUGGGAACACGUGAACAGCAAAAGGAAAAGCAAGAGGACUCCAACGAAGUGCCAAGUAGCAAUAAAGAAGGCAUUGAGAUGGAUCAGGAUUUUCAGGCUGAUGCAGUAAGCCUUAGUGAGGAGUCUAAUGAAAAUGAAGACUGUGAUGGUGAGAAUGAGGAGCUUGAGUCUGAAAUGGGUCCCACGGGACCAGAUAGUGAAGCAGUUGGAGAGAAAAUUUGGGAUCAGAAUGAAGACGAGGCUCCUAAAGAUACAAAAGAAAAGUAUGAAUCAGGACCUUCAGUUAAGGAUAGAGACGUAAGCAACCAAGAGUUAAGAGCCAAGGAUGACUCUACCAUCAAUGAAUCUGGGGACGAUAGUUGUGAUGAAGGUGAUGCUCAGAAUGAUGAAGCUGUAAACCAGAAUGAUUUUGAUGAUGAAGAAAAUGCAGAAGAGGUAAAUAUGGACAAAGAAGAAGCAUAUUCUGAUGCUACUGGAUUGAAGCCGGAUGAACCAGAUCAUUCUUCUGACUUGGAGAUGGAUUUGAAUGCAAAUGAAGAUGUGGAUCCUGUUGAAGAGGGAGAUCUGGAAGGAGGGCAGAAUGAGCCAGCUGAGAAUGAGAACCAGGAUGAUGAGACAUGCCCACCUGAUGAAAUUAUGGAAGAAGCAUGUACUGAAGUUGAUGUUUCCUCUGAAAAAGAUGAUCUAGGUCAGGAAAAUCAAGAGAAUGGUGACAUGAAUUCCGCGGAACCAAAGAAAGAUACAUCUGAAUCUUCUGAUGUGGUUAAUGCACAAGUUUCUCCUGUUGAUUUAGCAUCACAGUCCAAAACUGAUUUGCAGACAUCUGGUUCCGAAAAUAUAGCAUCAGAGUCAAAUUGGUCAAAUAGCCAUCAUGACUUUGACAACCCUGCUCUCACGGGUGGCUUUCCUUCUAGUGAUAUGUCUGAGAUGGAUCUUAAGAUGUCAGACUCCUCAAAUGCUGGGGGAUAUAGUAAAUCUCAACCUAAAUCAAACCGUCCACAGCACGAGCAUUCAUUUUCUCAAGAAAAACAAACUAAUCCUUCCCGAAGUACAGGGGAUGCACUUGAUUUAAGGAAAGAAAGAAUAAAUGUAUCUGGUGAUCUCCCUGAGGAUAACCUAGAGAAUCAUGGUGACAUGGAUGAUGAUAAUGCCGAUGAGUAUGGAUAUGUUUCUGAAUUUGAAAAGGGGACAACUCAGGCUUUGGGACCUGCAACGUUGGAACAGGUUGAUAGAAACAUUGAUGGUGAUAAGCUUGAUACUGAAGGUCGUGUUGGAGAAGAUGCAAAUUUGCAGUUUGGGAAGGAAAAAUCAGAAAUAGAUUCUGUAAGUAAUUCUUCCUUACUCCCUAGAAAUGAAAAAAGGGAUCAAUCGAAUAUGCCAGCCACAGCGAAGUCUCAAGAUGAUGGAUACGUGAAUCCUCUUGCUAGCGCAAAUAUUGAUCCUGAAAGUCGUUCGGAAGAUGUAGUUUCUAUCAGUAGAUCAUACUUGAGUGAGAACACACAUAAAUUAAGCCAACUUUCUGUACAUGGUGUGCAUGAUGAGGAAUUGGGAAAUUGCCAUGAACCUUGCGACGUUCCUGAUCAUGUGAAAGAUAUUGCUACUGCUCUCUGGAGAAGAUUUGAACUUAGCACUACAAAGUUAUCUCAGGAAUUGGCUGAGCAGUUGCGUCUUGUAUUGGAGCCCACGGUGGCCAGCAAGCUCCAAGGGUAUUAUAAAACAGGAAGAAGGAUACAUAUGAAAAAGGUAAUACAAUUCAUAGCAAGUUAUUUCCGUAUGGAUUUAAUAUGGCUUAGGCGGACCAGACCCAACAAACGUGAUUACCAAGUCGUGAUUGCUGUUGAUGAUUCACGUAGCAUGUCGGAGAGCUGCUGUGGGGAUGUUGCAAUUGAAGCUUUGGUUACAGUAUGUCGUGCUGUUUCUCAACUCGAAAUGGGGAGUUUGGCCGUUGCGAGCUUUGGAACAAAAGGGAACAUAAAUUUGCUGCAUGAUUUUGAUAGGCCAUUCACCGGAGAGGCUGGGGUUAAGAUGAUCUCAAAUUUGACGUUCCAGCAAGAGAAUACUAUUGCCGAUGAACCAGUUGUUGAUCUGCUGAAAUUUUUGACCAACAAGCUAGAUGCUGCAGUUGUAAAAGCACGUCUUCCGUCUGGACGUAACCCCCUACAGCAACUUGUUUUAAUAAUUGCAGAUGGUCGUUUUCAUGAAAAGGAAAACUUAAAGCGGUGUGUUCGAGAUGCAAUAGCCAGUAAUCGAAUGGUUGCUUUCUUGCUUCUUGACAACUCUCAGGACUCAAUAAUGGAUCUCAUGGAAGCAUCCUUUGAGGGCGGAAAGAUGAAAUUUUCUAAGUACAUGGAUUCCUUUCCCUUUCCCUAUUAUAUUGUUCUGAGGAACAUUGAUGCACUGCCUAGAACCCUUGCGAACCUACUGAGACAGUGGUUGGAGCUUAUGCAGUAUUCAAAUUCCUAAGUGGUUGAAGACUCAUUGAAGACAUUAAAAAUCCAUUUGAGUUCAAGAAUGCAGAUACGACAUGUGAUUUAUAUUGAAGAGGGAUUAGAAAACAUCAUUGGGUUAUUGGGUCUGAAAUUUUUUUGUACAUGAAAAGUACAUGAAAUUGUAUAAUAAUUAAUAACAAUUAUACAGUUGUACAAUCCAAUGUACAGAUUCUACUUUGAUUAAGAAUGUGAUGUUUGCUGCAUUCAAUGAAAUCCUACUAGCAAGUAAUUCUGAACA